Molecule: messenger RNA, 1916 nt
Organism: Balaenoptera musculus (blue whale)
Lineage: Eukaryota; Metazoa; Chordata; Mammalia; Artiodactyla; Balaenopteridae
Gene: SPHK1
Product: sphingosine kinase 1
Exons: 6
Coding region: 472-1647 (391 amino acids)
Biological process (GO): cellular response to growth factor stimulus; sphingosine biosynthetic process; negative regulation of apoptotic process
Cellular component (GO): intracellular membrane-bounded organelle; cytoplasm; membrane
Source: RefSeq, a predicted model, not a curated record
CCGGGGACAGGCGGGCUCCAGCUGUGCCGGGCGCGGGUUCCUCCCCCGCAAACGCGGGGAGCGCGGGGCGUGGCCAGGCCGGGCGGCGAGGCACAGGUCCCUCCCCGAAGUUGAGACAAAAGUUUGAGGCCGGAGACAGCGAGGCCGUGCAGUCAGCGUUUGCCCGGCGCUCCAGUUGUCCCUCAGAUGCGAGGCUGAGCCCGGGACGAGCCGCGUUCAGCCCUAGGCCACUGUGGGGAACGGAGGUGGCGCUUCCCCAGCAAAGCGGACCGACUGGAUCCGGCAACCGCAGGGAAUGACGCGGGUGCCCCUACAGCCCCGGCUCCGGGCGGGGAGGGCGAGACCCACAGCCGGCACCAAGACGCCCGCCUGGGCAGCACCGAUAAGGAGCUGAAGGCAGGAGCCGCCGCCGCGGACAGCGCCCCGACAGCGCCGGGGACCCCCUGGCAGCGAGGGCCUCGGGUCGCGGUUAUGGAUGCAGCGGGCGGCUCCCGGAACCCGCUCCCAAGGCCCUGCCGAGUGCUGGUGCUGUUAAAUCCGCGCGGGGGCAAGGGCAAAGCCCUGCAGCUCUUCCGGAGCCACGUGCAGCCCCUGCUGGCCCAGGCCGAUGUCUCCUUCACGCUGACGCUCACUGAGCGGCGGAACCACGCCCGGGAGCUGGUGCGGGCGGAGGACCUGAGACGCUGGGACGCGCUGGUGGUCAUGUCUGGAGACGGGUUGAUGCAUGAGGUGGUGAACGGGCUCAUGGAGCGGCCUGACUGGGAGACCGCCAUCCAGAAGCCCCUGUGCAGCCUCCCAGCCGGCUCUGGCAAUGCACUGGCCGCUUCUGUGAACCAUUAUGCCGGCUACGAGCAGGUGACUAAUGAAGACCUCCUGACCAACUGCACACGGCUGCUGUGCCGCCGGCUGCUGGAGCCCAUGGAUCUGCUGUCCCUGCAAACGGCCUCCGGGCAGCGCCUCUUCUCCGUGCUCAGCCUGGCUUGGGGUUUCAUCGCUGACGUGGAUCUGGAGAGUGAGAAGUUUCGGCGCCUGGGUGAGAUGCGCUUCACUCUGGGCACCUUCCUGCGUCUGGCGGCCCUGCGCACCUACCAGGGCUCCCUGGCCUACCUCCCUGUAGAAACGGUGGUCUCCAAGAUGCCCCCCUGCCCCGCUCGGGACCAGCAGGCCCAGCAGGGCCCUGUGGACGCCCACCUGGUGCCCCUGGAGGAGGCAGUGCCCUCUCACUGGACGGUGGUGCCGGAGCAGGACUUCGUGCUGGUGCUGGCACUGCUGCACUCACACCUGGGCAGCGAGAUGUUUGCUGCACCCAUGGGCCGCUGUGCGGCCGGCGCUAUGCAUCUGUUCUACGUGCGGGCAGGUGUGUCGCGGGCCACACUGCUGCGCCUCUUCCUGGCCAUGGAGAAAGGCAGGCACAUGGCGUGUGACUGUCCCCACUUGGUGUAUGUGCCCGUGGUUGCUUUCCGCCUGGAACCCAAGGACAGGAAGGGUGUGUUUGCUGUGGAUGGGGAACUGAUGAUCAGCGAGGCUGUGCAGGGCCAGGUGCACCCAAACUACUUCUGGAUGGUCAGUGGCUGCAGGGAGUCCCCACCCUCCCUGGAGCCACAGGCCUCACCCAGCCAGAGGCCACCUCCAGCGGAGCACUUAUGACUCCGCGGGCCUUGCCGUGCCUUCGUCUGUCUACUUGGUUUCCUCUGAGCUUAGGCCCCUGCCCCCCCCCACCCCGAGACUGGAGGGACUGUCCACAGCUCACAUGGCGGGUCGGGAGGAGGAGGAAGGCUCCUGGAGAAGGCUGGGAAGGACGGUUCUGCCCACCAAAGGCCAGGAUGAGGUGCUGGGCUAGGAGCGUGGAAGCCACCAUGUUUUGUUUUGGGAGCCCCACCUCUUGAAUCAAAUCCAAAUAAAGCAACAUUCCCAGC